GUGAAGAAGAAGCAGCAUAUUCCAUUAAUCCAUUGCAUUGCAUUGCAUUGGGGAGUGGUUUUGUUUUGUUUUGUUUGUUUGUGAUGAGGAAAUUAAGAUGGGUAAUGGAUGGAGGAGGGUUUUGGGAUUUGGAUGUUUCAACUCCAAAAACGCUUGAUGGGUUGGCAUGUCCUGUGCCUGGUGACCCUCUUCCUUUGGGUUUAUCACGAGGUACCAGACUUUCUAGACCCAGACAACUCCAUUUCAUGCACCUUUUCAUGUAUGCCCCUCUCAUUCCCUUCUAUGCCAAACCUCAUGGCUUCUCUCUCCACCGUGUUCUCACCAUCCCCUUUUCUGAUAACUGGUUUGUAUUUUUACUGGGUCAGUUCAAUUUGCAGAGAUUUAUUUCAUCUGUUAAGAGCAGUGAGGAAAAACCAGCUCGGCUUUCCUCUUGGUUAAAAACCUUUGGGAGACACCUACAGCAGAAAUCCUUGUAUGCCCUUGGCUUCUGUUCAGAGUUCCAGUUAACACCGGAUGAUACUUUACUUUUUGGCUUAGAUGGAUAUGACUAUACCGAUAAGCCUCGUGGGAAAGCUGUCCUUCAUCACAAGUUGCCACAGCAUGAUCUAACGGUGGAGGCAGUUUAUCCUGGUCUUUUUGUUGAUAAGACUGGUAAUUACUGGGAUGUACCAUUUUCAAUGGCAAUUGAUCUUGCUUCUGUGGCUACCAAUGACUCUUCCACUGCUUAUCAUUUGUCUGCACGCUACAACUCAGGGUCACCAGAGCAGUUUGAAAAUAUUCAAAAUCGAAGUGGUGGAGUACCCCAUACUCUACUUCCAGGUUUGGCCUUCAAAAGUGCUUUUUCGUGCAGGAAGAACAUCAAUAUUUGGAGAAGUGAAGCUCGUAAGUUGAAAUUAGUGCAGCCGUAUGACUUGUUUCUUUCAAAUUCUCAUGUGUCUGCCUCUGGGAUUAUUGGCGCGGCUGCAACCACCGCUUUUGGGGAUAAUUCGGCAAGAGCACAAGUAGACGAUGAUAGACAAGGUUCUGCUGGAUUUUUUCUCCAGCCUUUUGGAUUGAAGUCUUCCUUUCUAGCAGACAUAUUUGCGUCCAUUUCGUUUACAGCCCAACAUGGAAACUUCCAAAGGCUUUUUCUAGAUCUUACACGAUUUCAGGCCCGGCUGGAUUUUCCUUCUGGUUCCAAAUUUCUUUUACGUGCAACAGAUAUAGCUCAAGAUCUUCUCAAUUCUCAAAAGCCUAGCAUGGAAGCUGUUCAAGCUAUUUUCCCCAAUACUACCUUAUCUCUUCAGCAGCAGAUUGUUGGUCCUGUCAGUUUUCGAGUUGAUUCGGGAAUAACAGUUGAUCUGAAUAACUCUCACUGGCAUAUACAUCCACAGGAACCUGUAUUUGCUGUUGAAUAUGCGUUGCAAGUACUUGGUUCUGCAAAAGCAGUUGCUUGGUAUUGCCCCAAGCGCCAAGAGUUUAUGGCAGAACUUCGUUUCUACGAGACAUAAAGUCAUAGCCAUUCCUUAAAUUGCAAAAUACUAUGGUCAUUGAAGCAAGUUGGUAAAUGGUCCAUUAAUUUUCAUGCUGCCCUAUGGCAUAUCAAUAUAUUCAUGCUUCUCAAUUUCUAUGCAAAUGGUUAUUUCUCUUGGUUUUUCUUUCUCUAUUUGGAUUGUAGUUGUGGGAAUGGAAACAAGCGUAA
Messenger RNA from Gastrolobium bilobum, 1681 nucleotides. Its product is annotated as protein TRIGALACTOSYLDIACYLGLYCEROL 4, chloroplastic. The transcript is spliced from 5 exons. NCBI's taxonomy places the organism in Eukaryota, Viridiplantae, Streptophyta, Magnoliopsida, Fabales, Fabaceae. The coding region runs from base 84 to 1490 and encodes 468 amino acids. Gene Ontology annotation, biological process: acylglycerol transport; ER to chloroplast lipid transport. Gene Ontology annotation, cellular component: chloroplast envelope. The record is from RefSeq and is a predicted model, not a curated record. Gene Ontology annotation, molecular function: phosphatidic acid binding.